AUGGGUGCAGAAAACGAGCCAAGCGCAAAAAAUGAGGCAACCCCUCGUACCGGAAGCGAUGACGGUGUCGGAACGACGGCGGCUGAAGCUUCGGCAGUGGCGGCAGUCACUGAAACAGAAGAGCAAAAGAUGGUGCAGCAAAUAGAAUUGGAGCAACCAGACGGAGAGACUGAGGAGGAAAUCGAAAAGAUGGAGGUGAAGACUGAGAUUAGACCGGUGGAGAAAUCGGAGGAGACAGCUAAUAUACCUGCAGAAGGAGAAGCAAACGACAACUCAAAGGCCGAGUCUGGGGAGGAAUUGAAGAAAGAGGAGGAAGAAUCAGGCAGCCAAAUAAAGGAUGAAAUAGAAGGGGUCGUGCAGCCGCCGACCGAGAUUGUGGCAUCGGUGCCGACCUUGAAACCAGAGAUAAGGCAGAAGUCUUUGGCCCAGAUCAAGACGCUCUUUCCUAUCGACGCCAAGCUGCUUCAGUACUGCUACAUCUCUCGCAAGAUUAUGACGUUCAUAAUAGUCGUGAAGCGGGCAAAGGAGCUACUGGCGAACCCAGCCACGCCGUUGGCAGAUCCGCAGUCGAUCAUCCUUCUCUCCGGCCCCAUCUUCAACAUCAACGACAACUUUUACCGAAGGUCCGAGUUGCUCCAGAACAUGCAGAAGUACAACCCGGCGCAAACGAUUGACGUAUCUCUUGUGCUUUCGCCGAUUUCCUUUGAUUCACUGGAAAACAUAAGCCGCAACUCUCCUGUUAACCCCUACGGAAUCUCCUUGGAAAAAAUGGUGCCCUUACCGAACAGAAAGAGGGUCAUAGACACAAUAACGUUACUUGAGCUAUUACUUCUAAGUGUGUAUGAGGCUGUGGAUGCGAAGUUCACCACGGCGCUCAGCCAGGUCAACAGGCAGCACGGCACGAAGGAAACAAAGCAAUCGAUAGCCCAAAAUUUGAGCCCGUUGAAGUUCCCUGAAUUGUCAAUUGUGAACCAGCUAACAUUCACCGACGUUCCAGACAUUCCAAGUACCAAGCAAGAGAGUAUUUUAAGAUACUACCUCAAAAGCCAAUUCCAUUUUCUCGAAAUCAAGCUCGCCACGUUUCAAAAUAUCAUAGACGAACUCAAAGCAGGAAUUCACAAGACAAGCAUCUCGGUAGCAAAUUCAAAGACCAUUGCACAGAAGCCACAGCACCUGACUCCACUCUACACAAUGUAUGCAAUACUGCUUAGAAUCGCAGAUAUGUACAUAGAGAUACGGAAAACGGGGAAAACCAUAUAUUUCCAAAACGUUAACUACUUUUCACCUUAUUCAAGAUCCCGUAAAUCCGUACGGGAGGCAUUGGCCAGAAUGUCGAUAUACUUUACUCACUCAAAACAAAACAGCAUGAUUCUGACAUUGAUUUCCAGAUAUGCCAGACGAACAGAAAUCAAGAACAUUUCUUUAGAUUCAAACAUCUUUGUCUCGGAGUUCAGAAAGACUUCGCUAGAAAUGAUUACACUGUUAGAUAAAAUGAUGGCCGCAUUGAGAGAUAUGCACAACCAAUGGACACUUAUUGUUACAGAGGGGAAAGAUAACGAAUUCAGUAAGGAAAUUUUGAGAGAAAAGCUUAGGGAACGCGUCAAUAACGAUAGAGACAAAAGGUUGAAGGUGUUGUUUGAAAAUCAAAAGGAAAUGAAAGCACAGAUGGAGCAUCUGCGGGCAGGUAGCCUGACUCCAGGAGAUAUUAACAAUGGCAAAACCAGACUAGCCAACCGCCGUGUAAGCUCGAUAGGGACAAUCGGUUCCAUCGACGAGAACUCCUCUUUGAACACGAAUACCAGUUUGUUUCAAUCACAAAACAAGCUAACGCGUCGUCUUUCAGUGUCAGAGUCACCGUCGCGUGGAUUGUCCUCAGCUUCUCCAUCCUUGACAAGCUCUUCACGAUCCCCGUUUUACCGACAAAACUCGAACUCCAGCUCAAAUGCGAAUACUAGCAAUUUCAAGGGUUCCAUUUCUGCAAGUACCUCGAGGUCAAACUCGUUGACAAGCACAAGUGCAUCGAGGCGGAUGGUGUCUCGUAGAUCGAGUGCCAGUGAUUUGCAGAACGAAUCGAAAACCUCGGCAUUGACAAAUAGAUCUGCGAUAGCUGAAUCUCCGGCCUUUGUUGAGCCACCAAAAAUAGGGCGUACAGUACAGCGGAAGGGCUCCUAUGGUUCCUUGACCUCUGCCUCUUCUCCAUCUUCUCAAUCGUCCAGGACAUCGUCUUUGACUCGUCAAUCAACAAAUAGAGGGUUGAGGUCACCAUUGGUAACAAACCAACAAUCAGCAGCAUCAGGAUCGCCGUCCCUAACAACACAAUCGCCAGUCAUUGGGAGCUCACCCUCGGUUUCACGGCGAACUACCGCCGAUAACUCGAGAAGGAACUCGCUUACCACUUCUUCAAGCGUGAGAAAUGGCGAAAGCUUGCAAAGAAGAUCCAGCGUGAUACUGACACAUGCCUUCUCACCAAGUUUAAGAAGCCAAGCCAAUUCUGCUGGUACUGUGAAAAGAAGACAGUCUGUUAGCGGAAUCGCCACAGGAAAGAAGGAAAGCAACCAAGCUCAGAUGGCGGCAUUGGCGGCGAAGAGAGUAGUUCCGCAGAACCUCACUGCGCAGCAGCGGUUGCAACAGCACAUUAUGAAGUCUGCACAAAAUGGCAGUAUUUACGGCAAGCCUUUGGAAAGCAGAAGGUCUUUUGUUUCCAAAACGGCAAGUCCGUUGAAGGCAGAAUCCAAUUAUGGGAACAACGACAUGGAGCUACAGAACCAGAUGUCUUCGCAGACACAGGGAGAGUCUCUGGACGAGAAGCUUUUGAACACUUUAGACGCACUAAGUGUAAAUCCGAAUCUGCAAGUCACUCCUUCGUCUCCACUACAAUCACAGUCCGACGGCACUGCCGGUGCUGAAGGGGGGUUGUCUGAGUUCCCAGGAAGCCCGCUAAACUCCCUCAAGGCAACUUCACUGGAGGCGCAGAACGCGCUGAAGCUGCAGAUCAUGAACCGAAGCAGGUCCAACUCCAACACGAACCAGGGCUCCCCUGUUGUGCGAACCACACGGACCUCGCCCACAAAACCAUCCUCCUCGCCGUCGCCAUCCCGGGUGAGAAGCAGAAGCAACUCCGCGUUGACCAAGCUUGCGCCGGUGAGCAGACAAACGUCUGGCGAGAGCAGUGGCUCUGUGUCGGAGCUAAGUCGCCGGAGCAGCGUGUCGAGCUCUGUCCAAGGCCGCACGCGGUCGAGGUCCAGCUCGGUGCUGGGCAACAUGGACGUGGUUUCCGAGUCUGACGUUGGCGGCGAGUUCCGCGUCGGUCCUGACGGCCAAGUCGUGAAGAAAGUCCGCUUUGCCGGUGUAUCGCAGUACUCGGAGGACGAGGAUGCGCCAACCCCGCAGCGCAUGCAGAAGCAGAUCCGCCAGAAGUGGGCUGCCUACAAGCCGCUGUUCCGCAAGCUCAACUCACAAGAGGGACUGGUUUUCAAGCAGAACCACAUGGAUGGCAGCGUCGACGGCGCCAAUGGCACAGCCAAAAACGUCAACUACGGGGGCGGUCUCAUCACCGGUCCGAUGAAUGCCAACGGCGGCGGUCUGGGUCUGAACCCAAACAUGGUCAUGGGUGCCCAGACCCAGCCCAACGGCAAAGUGAUGCUGAUGGAUGUCAUCACGGGCCAGGCCGAGUCUGACGCUGUCCGGAGCAUGAGCAGCAUGUCUCUCCGCAAGGAGAAGAAGGGCCUUUUGGGGGGUAGCGGAGCUGGAAGUGGGAACAGCUCCGGUGGGAACUCCGGUGGCAUCACCGCGACAGCACGGUUGUCGCGACUGUUCCGGAAACGGUGA
Messenger RNA from Pichia membranifaciens NRRL Y-2026, 3828 nucleotides. RefSeq lists its product as hypothetical. The coding region runs from base 1 to 3828 and encodes 1275 amino acids. The record is from RefSeq and is a predicted model, not a curated record. Lineage: Eukaryota; Fungi; Ascomycota; Pichiomycetes; Pichiales; Pichiaceae. The transcript has a single exon.